AUGCGAGGGCUUAGAUUUUGCUGUAGGUAUUCCCCAUUGCUUGGCGUUAGUCCGUUUCAACUUGGUGUAGUGCGUUCACCAUGUCGUUGGAUUCUACAGCAAGAGAGAGUGGAAGCUGAAACGGCAUUGGGAAACCCAAAAGGUGGUUUAAAUAUUAAUGAUACUAAUAGUACUAGUAGUAGUACUGGCAGCGGUGAUCUGGUACAGGGAGUUUCUCAAUCAUUUGAGGAAGAUGCAUUUGCCGGUGAGUUUGACGAACUUGAGGCGGCAUCACAAGAGAUUCACGAUCUCUGCUACGCUAUGAUUAAUCACCUGCGGAAAACAGACCCGGAUGAAACGAAAGACCUCUUUGAGAGACGUUGCGCUCGUCGUUUUCGAGAACCAGUUCAUGAACAUAAACGUCGUUUGCUUCAUGAGCAUAAUAAGGGUCUUCAACGUAGAAAUUGUUACAGAACGGAGGAAGAAUUGAAGGAGGCAACACAAUUAUUUCUUCAAUUCGGUGAAAAGUUGCUUUUGCUUCUUACAAAACCAGUUAUGGACCGAAUGAUUGAAUCAGCCGGUAAGGGUUGCCGGGACUGUCGCUCUGAUGGUGUACACAAAUACCGAAAACCUUUAGAGCGAGCAAGCUGGCGUGUUUUCCCCCAUCGUUGGUUUAAACACGCACCUUUUGAAGUACAGCAGCUGCGAUCAGAUAUGCCUGAAUUUGCAGUGCUCAACACGCGGACGGCACGUGAUCUCUCCACCAUACGUUCUUUGUUUACCCUGAUGGAGCCACAACACCCAUUCCGUUCUCAGUUGGAAAGCCGUUUAUUUGAAAUCACACAAGAAUAUGACCCUGUCCACAAAAUUAACAAGAGUGAGCGGAACUCAUCACCUAGUGGUAUAGAUGCCAAAUGA
Molecule: messenger RNA, 897 nt
Organism: Trypanosoma theileri
Lineage: Eukaryota; Euglenozoa; Kinetoplastea; Trypanosomatida; Trypanosomatidae
Exons: 1
Coding region: 1-897 (298 amino acids)
Source: RefSeq, a predicted model, not a curated record